UUGGGCGUGGGGUUAUACACGUCCAUUAACCCGGCUCCUGGGAGACUAGAGUCAUCUUCUCUGUGCUCCACUAGAGCAACUCCUGUCUGGCGCGUCCUUGUCGCGGGGGUGGGCAUCGCACACUUCAGUAGGCCGAAGGGUGUAGAUGGCGAAGUUCAGCAGGGACCCAAUUCUGCGGGGUAUAUCGUAGAGCCCGUGCCCAGGGGCUUUACGGGUGAAGACCUCAACGGUGGAAAGAGCGGAGACAAUAGUUGUCGGUACGGUCCAACCAGUGGAGGAGGCAAGCCACAGGGGCGUUGUACCUGGAUCCUGAUGGAGGGCAGCGGUAGCCAUCAGUACUGUAGUGAAGCGUAA
Molecule: messenger RNA, 354 nt
Organism: Danaus chrysippus (African queen)
Lineage: Eukaryota; Metazoa; Arthropoda; Insecta; Lepidoptera; Nymphalidae
Source: the annotation of a GenBank genome assembly